GUGCUCGUAGUGCAUAUAAACUACAGGAAUUAGAUCACAAAUAUAAUCUCAUUAUACCUAAUUCAGUAAUUAUUGAUUGCGGUGCUUCCCCCGGCAGUUGGUGUCAAUAUAUUUCUCGUAAAAUAUUUCUAUCAAAGAAUGUGGAUGUGAAUAUUGAUAAUAGCUCAAAGAAUGUAGAUGUGAAUGCUGAUAAUAGCUUAAUAAUCGCUGUUGAUUUAUUACCCAUUGAUCCAAUAACUGGUGUAAAAAUUAUACAAGGCGAUUUUACUGAAUCAGUGACGCAGCAAAAAAUUAUUGAUUUAUUAAACAAAAGGCAUGUUGAUGUUGUACUUAAUGAUAUGGCACCUAAUUUUACUGGAAAUCAUUUCGUGGAUCACGUUAGAUCAAUGGAAUUAUGUGAAUGUUCAUUGGCUUUUGCCGAACUUGUAUUAAAAUCUGGUGGUACUUUUCUGUGUAAGUUCUUAAUGGGUGAAUCCGAACCUGAGUUUAGAAACAAGUUGAAAUCCAAGUUUAAAAAGAUUCGUUAUGAGAAACCACAUUCUUCACGAAAUAAAUCAACUGAAGGUUACUUUGUGUGUUUAGAAUUUAAUAAAAAUGUCACUGAUGGUAUGACAUAA
Molecule: messenger RNA, 617 nt
Organism: Racocetra persica
Lineage: Eukaryota; Fungi; Glomeromycota; Glomeromycetes; Diversisporales; Gigasporaceae
Source: the annotation of a GenBank genome assembly